This is a messenger RNA of Durusdinium trenchii, 570 nucleotides long. NCBI's taxonomy places the organism in Eukaryota, Dinophyceae, Suessiales, Symbiodiniaceae. The record is from the annotation of a GenBank genome assembly.
AUGGCUGAUAAAGAAGAAGAGCUGCUGACAAAGCUCACCGCUCAUGGUGGAUCUAGCUUUGAGCCUAUCCUACAAGCCUUCCAAGAUGGAGAAUUCAUGGUGCGCGUGCGGGAGUUUGUAUCGCAGCAUUCUCAUUUCUUUACUGCCACUUGCACUGAUGGCUCCCACCCGCUGGUUUGGACACAGUACCAUUUUCAUUACAAGGAACUCUUUGAAAGACAGCUGGCUGAUGUUCUACAAGGCUUUGAUGUUUUGGAAGAUGAUUUUGCAAACUUUUGUGAUUGGCUGAAAGUGAAUGCAGAGAUUUUCGAAGACGAUACGGAGGGCUUGUACCCCUUCCUCUCUUCCAUUACAGCAUCACUAGACUAUGAGACGUUCUUGGGUGUCAUGUUUGAGGAAGUGCGGCGUAGCAAUGGGGGAGUUCAGCAGAUUGACGUGGUCGUUCCUGAUGGGAUGACAGCUGGAGAGGUCUUGCUGGUGGAGUAUUUGGGCGCACACUAUGAACUGAUCAUCCCUGAAGGCUGCGAAGCCGGGAUGGUCUUUCAAACCUCAGUCACGCUUCCCAACUGA